AUGAGGGCUGCAUUCCAGUGGCCCAGCAGCAGCUUCAGCCCCAGCAGGAGCUCCGGUGCUCCUGGCCACCAGCAAGUCCCUGGUUCUCGGUGGGGCCAGCAGCCUGUGCCCAUGAGCCCUCCUCCCCCAGCAGGAGGGCCCUCUCUGCUCAUCUUUGCCAUGCAGGGACUGCAGGCACUGCUGCCAGCAGUGGCCUUUGGAAAAUACCUGCAGUCCCACGAGAGGACAGACAUCAUCCUCGUGGCCCUCGAGGCGUUGGGAGAUGCCAGCAUCCUCGACCAGCAGGUGCCCAGCAGCCUGCUGGAUGUGGCCUUGGAAGAGCCGGACGUCUGGCUGACGGACGUGACUUGGGCCCCCCAAGCCACCUCAAGGCAGCAGAGAGGAAUGGGAAGGGCAACUGAGCACAUGGCUGCACUCCGGGGGCAGUGCCAUCCUCACCUGUAUUCCCUGCAGGGGCCCAAGAUCGUCACCAGCAUCCUUGAGAGCCUGCCAUACUGCAGCACACAGGCAGCGUGGGAGAAAGUGGAGUCACUCCUUCGCCUGAUGACCAACCUGUACCCCACCACAGUGGUCAUCCUCCUGUGCAAGGCGGCUCUUCAAGGAGACAGCACUGCGCCGGAGCUGUGGGAGCUGAUGUCCUCCAUGCCGGAGAUGCUGGCCAAGAUCUUGGAGGGCUUUGCCAACCUGCUGUGCACACAGUGCUUCCGCUGCUCCGCAGAAGGCCCCCGCACCCAGCCCAUGGCUUCAUCCUCCAGGAAGGCUGAGUUGGAGGAGUUGGCUGACGAGCCCGACCUCGAGAGCCAUCAGGGCUGUCCAAACGUCAGGACGGCCGGGCUGCUGCUGGAAGGGCUCGUUGGGCUGUCACAGAGAGCCGAGAUGGCCAGAAACAUCGAACUCUUCCUGCCGGGCAUGAUGAAGAUCCUGCAAGUUGGCAGCGAAGAUGCCAAGAUGAAGAUCCUGCUGGCCUUGCGAAACGUUCUGUGUCAGCUGAAGAAGAGCAAGGCCAGCUUCAUCGCUGUGCAGCUUGUGGGGAGGCUCCUGCCCCUCUUUGACUCGGAGUGCAGCGAGCUGCGAGAGCUGUCCAUCCGCAUGCUCGCAGAGCUGCUGCAGUUCGUGGUCGGCAGGGAUGAGAAGAGGAUGAGGAAGGAGGUGUGGCGAGCACUGGUGCCUCUCCUCUUUCGCAUGAAUGACCAGGUCCCCAGCGUGGCCAAGGUACAGGUUUGA
Molecule: messenger RNA, 1224 nt
Organism: Pseudopipra pipra
Lineage: Eukaryota; Metazoa; Chordata; Aves; Passeriformes; Pipridae
Exons: 7
Coding region: 1-1224 (407 amino acids)
Cellular component (GO): cytoplasm
Source: RefSeq, a predicted model, not a curated record